GACAGUUACCGCCUCAUGUGUAGUUUUGACCUUUCAGGAUAAAGAUUUUACUUUGUUCUAUAGCUGAAAACAUUUAGCUGUGGCCUACUGACUGUUAGAAGAACAUCUUUGCUUCGGUAUAUUUUCAACAUGGAUAUAAGAACAGUCUACAAUAAUGGCACCUGUGAUAGUCUAAUAGAUAUGCAUCUGUUUCUACAUUAUUCACUAAUUCCUUCGGUUCUUAUAAUUAUACUGCUUUCCUUUCUUGAGAGGCGGAGCCAUUCUACUAAACUGGAUGAUAAGAUACAACUUCUUCAUAGGCGUUUUGGAUUUGUCAUCCCUUUAGACCUCAUAGGCACCUUUCAUAACAGAUGGACAUUUGGUUUUGCAUUUGGAGCAAUAGCUAAUAAGGUCAUGUCACUUUUUUCUAAUGAGUAUUUGCCACCUGGAAUUCCAACAUGGGCAAGAGCACUUGGACUUCUCGUUGGAGCAAUUGAAGUUGGCAUGUCCUAUUAUCCUAUAUUUGCUUGUCUCACAACAGAUAACAAAAUAAUAGGAUCUGUUAUAGGUUUUUUAUACACACUGACUUGGAUUUCAGUAACAAUAACUGACAUUACAACAUGCCCACAUGGAAAUGCUAUGGGUUAUUAUGAAAAGGUUAUUUUUCAAUGGCCUUCCCUAUUGUGUUUAGUCUUCCUGAUGGGGCGUUUUGUUUAUAUCUUCAUCAAAUACAUGAGAAUUUACAUGGGAGCUGACAUUCGAAGUGAUGAAAAAUGUUUCCUGCCAAUACAUCAAGCUGAACAUGUAAGGAGACUGUUUCGUAAAGCUGCAUUAGAACCAAAAAACUGGUUUGAAAGGAAGAUAUAUACAUGGGACCCAUGUUUUAAAUUCCCCAGCAGAAUGAUUGGCACUACUGUCCUGUCAUUGUUCUGUUUGUAUAUUUUUGUUUCUGUGGAAUACAGUGCAUUCAUCAAUCUUGCAAGUUUGCUAAAAAUGUACGAAGAAAAGAUGGAGCAGGCAGUGCCAGAUGUACAAUGGGAAUCGUACAAUCAGACUGUUGUUUCAAUGAAGGAGUUUUAUGAAGCAUUAACCGGAGUUUGGUUUUUCACUACUUUCCUAGCAAAUGCAGUUACGGUAUCUUAUAUAUUUCACAUAUUGGCCUGCUACAGAAAACACAUGAAGAGACUUUGGGUUGGAGAGAAAGGUUUCCUUCCGAUAAAAUUCCAAACCCCUUCAUCCUCACAGUGUGUGGCUGCCAUAGCAAGAUACUCAGGGUGGCAAGUUGCACAUAUUUUAUGGGGUUACUUGAUAAUGCACAUAGUACAAUGCUUGUUUGGCCUCAUUAUUGUAUAUGGUUUUGUAUAUCCAAUAAAACAUGGUCAAGGUUUAGAACUUCUGAAGGGCUUAGGAAUUUCAAUACUCACACUUGGAAUCGGUAUUUCACUGUCGAUGCUGCAAGUCUUGUUAGCCAGUAAUUUCUUUCUGCAGAAGAAAAUAGCUCCAGGGGAUAAAAAUAAACCAUUAGCUCUAAAUAACAGGAAGGGUUUUCAUAAUUUCAAUUACUUCUUCUUCUUCUACAAUGUGAUUCUUGGUUUGGGAGCCUGUCUGAUUCGACUUUUUAUCAGCUUGACUUUGGGAAGUUGGUUAAUUGCAAGAAUUGAUAGGACAUUAUUACAACAUGGAUAUGAGUCAGCAGAUACAGGCUACAAAACAUGGAUUGGAAUGAUAUAUGUGGACCACUACCACACUAACCCAGUUCUUGUGAGUUUUUGCAACAUUCUGCUGACACUGAGAGCUGAAAAAAGACUACAAGACUCACCUGUAUUUCAUGGGUAUAAUAAUUCUAGAGGACCUAGAACAUCAGUGAAAUCUAGAACAAGAUGGCUCCUAUAUUACACUCUGUUGAACAAUCCCAGACUUAUAAUACAAAGAAAACAGAAAGAAAUGGAUGACCUGGAUAACAGAAAUAUGGUUAUGCAGAGCAGACUUAUCCAGGCCUCUGUUUUGGAAGUUGACAUCAGAAAUAUUCAGGACAGACCUGUGGAUAUUAACAGUGUAGACAUAUGGUGAAGAUAAUAACUAUUUAUGCUCUACUGCUUUGCGCUCGAACCAUUGCUAUUCUUUGGGUGGUAUAAGAUGGGCCGAUGGCUUCCCAAUGCAAACACUGAUCAAAUAAGCCUGUGCUUGUCAAAAGGGAACCUGUCACAUGUUGUAUGUUACCCAAACAUUAAGCAGCAUAAAACAGAUGCAGGGAGCACAAACCCAACACAUUUUUCCUGCCCUGCCGACCCUGAGUGGCAUGUCUCUUCAUAUAUGUGUACAAAGAAAGAUGUGUUACUCAGAGAUGGUGGAGAGCAGCCAUUGGGACCUGCCUCAGUGACCUGUUAACACAGAUUUUUUUUUUUUGUAAAGUUUAUUAGAGUUUACAAAUAAACAAGUCAU
Molecule: messenger RNA, 2421 nt
Organism: Hyla sarda
Lineage: Eukaryota; Metazoa; Chordata; Amphibia; Anura; Hylidae
Product: stimulated by retinoic acid gene 6 protein-like
Exons: 18
Coding region: 130-2049 (639 amino acids)
Biological process (GO): vitamin A import into cell
Cellular component (GO): plasma membrane
Molecular function (GO): signaling receptor activity; retinol transmembrane transporter activity
Source: RefSeq, a predicted model, not a curated record